This is a messenger RNA of Gymnodraco acuticeps, 940 nucleotides long. It is a transcript of the gene hspb1, whose product is annotated as heat shock protein, alpha-crystallin-related, 1. Lineage: Eukaryota; Metazoa; Chordata; Actinopteri; Perciformes; Bathydraconidae. The record is from RefSeq and is a predicted model, not a curated record. The transcript has 3 exons. Gene Ontology annotation, biological process: response to heat; protein refolding. Gene Ontology annotation, molecular function: protein folding chaperone. Bases 95 to 778 code for a protein of 227 amino acids.
UAGACAGCACGUUGCGGGAAAACAUUCUCACAGAGGCCAAAGAGCUCUUCCUACACAGCCAACAGCUCUACACUACAGCCGAAACACAGCAGCCAUGACUGAGAGACGUAUUCCUUUCACCAUGCUCCGCACCCCCAGCUGGGACCCAUUCCGUGACUGGCACCAGAGCCGCAUCUUUGACCAGACCUUCGGUAUGCCUGCCUUUCCCGAAGACCUCAACACAUUCCCCAGCAGCCACUGGCCGGGCUACAUGCGGCCCUCUCUCAUGGCCCCAGACAUGCCCUCCAUGGGCCAGAUGAACACCAUGGGCCAAAUGAACCCCAUGGGCCAGAUGAACCCCAUGGGCCAGAUGAGCUCCAUGGGCCACAUGAUGCCCCAGAACUCCAUGAUGUACCCACCGGCCAUGAUGGCCCAUCAGGCCCGUGCCAUGUCCCGCCAGCAGAGCAGCGGCAUGUCAGAGAUCAAGCACAGCCAGGACAGCUGGAAGGUGUGCCUGGAUGUCAACCACUUCUCCCCUGAGGAGCUGGUGGUGAAGACCAAGGAUGGAGUGGUGGAAAUCACUGGCAAGCAUGAGGACAGGAAGGACGAGCAUGGUUUUGUGUCCAGGAGCUUCACCAGGAAAUACACCCUCCCAUCUAAUACUGACGUUGAGAAGGUGAACUCCUCCCUGUCUCCUGAGGGGGUGCUGACCGUGGAUGCUCCUCUGAUCAGAUCCAUCGAGGGCUCAGAGACCAAGAUACCUGUCAACGUGGAAAACAAAGGCAUGCUGAAGAAGUAGAAAGAAAGUAGCAGUUAUUUUGUAAAUCUAAUAACAAAGGUCCCAGGAGAGCAUGCAUACCACCAGUCUGAGUGUAGAACGGUGAUUGUUGGAGUAAACACUGUGGGACUGAACUGGAAUUGUACUGCAUGCAAACGUGGAAUAAAGGAAACAAAAAAUAUA